Hyaena hyaena (striped hyena) is the source of this 2469-nucleotide messenger RNA. RefSeq names its product zinc finger protein 358 (gene ZNF358). Lineage: Eukaryota; Metazoa; Chordata; Mammalia; Carnivora; Hyaenidae. Bases 572 to 2392 code for a protein of 606 amino acids. Gene Ontology annotation, cellular component: nucleus. The record is from RefSeq and is a predicted model, not a curated record. The transcript has 3 exons.
CCCCUCAUCUGUGGGGACGGGAGCUCAGGACUCCCCUUCCCCUGGAGGCGAUCCAGACCCCCACCAUCCCAGGAACCCUGGAGGUCGUCUAAGUAUUGUUCUCCCCACCCUGCACCCCGAGGUCGGGAGUUCAGGAGGCCCCUCCUCAAGAAGGAGAUGGGGGGGUUCCCUGUGACCACCUGGAGCUCUGUUAUUGUUCCCCCUACCCUCCAGUCUUGGGGUCCAGAGUUCUGGAAGCCCCUUCGCAGGAGGUCAUCCAGGGGUCCACCUGCCCCCCUAGGAACUCAGAAGCCCCCCUCUUCCAGCUAGGAGAUGGGAAUUUGGGAGGGCCCUUCCUCAGGAGGCAAUCUAAAGCCCUCCCCCCGCCCCCCAGGAACCCAGAUGGGGACCCAGGCAUUGUUCCCCCUACCCUCCUCCAAAUGUGGUGUCUGGGUUCAGGGGGUGAUCUAAGAGCCCCACCCUCUCCAUUUGCGUAGCCACUUCCAGCUGUGGGGUUGUGGCUCAGGAGGCCCCCUCUGCCUCCAGGAACAGAUCUAUUUGUGGUUUGCUCCCCAACCCGCCCCCACCCCCCAUGGGGUGGCUAGCUCAAGACAUCGCCUCCCCAUCAGGACCCAAGCUUCCCACGGGAGGAGGAGCCCAAGAUGGAGAGAGGGGCAGAGCCCUGGAACUGGAUUCCGCCGUAGAAGCAGCCAGCACCUCCACACCAGGGAUGCGGCGCUCGGUCCUGGUCAGGAACCCAGGCCACAAAGGCCCGAGGCCCGUUUAUGAAGAGCUUGACUCCGACUCCGAGGACCUGGACCCCAACCCUGAAGAGCCGGACCCAGUCUGUGAAGACCCAGAGCCCGAGCCAGAAGACCUCAACACUGUCUCUGAAGAUGUGGACCCCAGCUAUGAAGACCUGGAGCCGGUCUCGGAGGAUCUGGACCCCGAUGCCGAAGCUCCGAGCUCCAUCUCGGGGACCCGUGACCCCGAUCCCCAAGAUCUCGACCCCAUGUCUUCAAGUUUCGACCUGGAUCCAGAUGUCAUCGGCCCCGUCCCCCUGGUUCUUGACCCGAACAACGACACCCUCAGACCCACCGAAGCCCCAGACCUGGACCCUCUCUCAUCCAGCCUCACUGCCACCCCCGAGGUGCUGGCCGCCAGCCCCGCAGUGCUUCCGGCCCCCGCCAGCCCUCCCCGGCCCUUCUCCUGCCCCGACUGCGGGCGAGCCUUCCGCCGCAGCUCGGGGCUGAGCCAGCACCGCCGCACCCACAGCGGCGAGAAGCCCUACCGCUGCCCCGACUGCGGCAAGUCGUUCAGCCACGGCGCCACGCUGGCGCAGCACCGGGGCAUCCACACGGGCGCGCGGCCCUAUCAGUGCGCCGCCUGCGGCAAAGCCUUCGGCUGGCGCUCCACGCUGCUGAAGCACCGCAGCAGCCACAGCGGCGAGAAGCCGCACCACUGCCCCGUGUGCGGCAAGGCCUUCGGGCACGGCUCGCUGCUGGCGCAGCACCUGCGCACGCACGGCGGCCCGCGGCCGCACAAGUGCCCCGUGUGCGCCAAGGGCUUCGGGCAGGGCUCGGCGCUGCUGAAGCACCUGCGCACGCACACGGGCGAGCGGCCGUACCCGUGCCCGCAGUGCGGCAAGGCGUUCGGCCAGAGCUCGGCGCUGCUGCAGCACCAGCGCACGCACACGGCCGAGCGCCCGUACCGCUGUCCCCACUGCGGCAAGGCGUUCGGCCAGAGCUCCAACCUGCAGCACCACCUGCGCAUCCACACGGGCGAGCGGCCCUACGCCUGCCCGCACUGCUCCAAGGCGUUCGGGCAGAGCUCGGCGCUGCUGCAGCACCUGCACGUGCACUCCGGGGAGCGCCCCUACCGCUGCCAGCUCUGCGGCAAGGCCUUCGGCCAGGCUUCCAGCCUCACCAAGCACAAGCGGGUGCACGAGGGCGCGGCCGCCGCUGCCGCCGCAGCUGCAGCGGCAGCCGCCGGCCUGGGCCUCAGCCCCGCCUCGAUGCUGAGGCCCGGGCAGGUCUCCCUCCUGGGUCCUGAUGCUGUGUCUGUUCUCGGCGCCGGCCUGGGCCUCAGUCCCGGCCCCAGCUCUGGCCUUGGCUCUGACCCUGGCUCCGAGCCGGGCUCCCUCCCUACUCCCAGCCCCAAAGCUGUCUCUGGCUCCGAAGCCACCCCCACCCCUGAUUCCAUCCAAGCUUCUGACCCUAAACCUGGUCGUGUCGCGGAUCCCCACCCCGUGGCCAGCCCCGACCCAGAUUCUGUGGCCAGCCCCGACUCCAACCCGGAGUCUCAUCCCGACCCCGGCUCUCCCACCCAUGACACCGUCAGCCCAGCCCUCCCUACUGGCGAGAGUCCCGAGUGGGUGCAGGAGCGAGGGGCAUUGCUGGGGCCCGACGGCUGAUGUGGACGCCGACGCUGACGGGGCCUGGGGAAGUUGUGUGUCAUGCAGUUUAGUAAAAUCCUCGCACUGCCUCCUGG